AAAAAAAAAUAGAAUUCAUCUUUGUUAUUCUUUUAUUUUCUUUAAAAAAAAAAUGUCGUUUAUUAGUCAACGCUUGUUCUCAGAUGCCUUCCGUGAUAUGCAACGUGCUAUGGCUGUAUUUGACCAUCCCUUUUUUAAUACGACUCGUCGCUCAUUAUUAGGUAGCCCUUCUAUCUUGAUAAGUAGCAGUCCAUCAAGAAGCGCUGGUUAUUCUCAUUUCUUUGGUAGCCACUAUUAUCCACCCACUGAUAUGGUCGAGACAGCUGAUUCUUAUGAAUUAAGUGCUGAAUUACCUGGUUUUGAUAAAAAGAAUAUUAAAAUUGAAUUAGCAGACGAUCAGACUCUUGUCUUGAGUGGUUCUGUUAACAACGAACAACAUCAAGAAUCAAAGUCAACUGUUACUACUAUAGAAGAAGAAGUAAAAGAAAAUAAUGAGAAAGUAGACAACAAGAAGGAAACUGAACAGACUGCUGCAGCAACAACAACUGAUCGUGCUUCUUCUCCUCAAUGGUGGGUUAAAGAGCGUGUUGUUACUGGUUCAUUUUCUAGAUCAUUUGAUUUCCCUACACCUAUUCAAGCAGAUACAAUCAAGGCUUCAUUUGAAAAUGGUAUUCUUAAGGUGACCAUUCCAAAGCCCACACAACAAGAUCAAGCCAAACAAGAAAUUCAUAUUGAAUAAAUAAUAAUAAUAAAAUGACUGUGGAGUUUGAAUAUAAUAAUAAAAAUCAUACUACUUAUUCAUGACUAUGCCAAGAUACUUUUAACUUUUUUUUUCUUUUUCUUUUUAUUUUAUUUAUUAUUAUUACCUUUAUAAAAGAUGACCAUUUAUUAUACACUUACCUUUGGCAUAUUAGUUACUGAGAUGAUUCUUUUUGGUCUUCUCGUUCUUCCUUUACCUUCUCGUUGGCGUCGUGCCAUGCUUAAGUUUGCUUCGACAUCUCCAGUUGUAAAUUACAUAUUU
This is a messenger RNA of Cokeromyces recurvatus, 961 nucleotides long. RefSeq names its product HSP20-like chaperone. NCBI's taxonomy places the organism in Eukaryota, Fungi, Mucoromycota, Mucoromycetes, Mucorales, Mucoraceae. The coding region runs from base 53 to 679 and encodes 208 amino acids. Gene Ontology annotation, biological process: protein folding; response to heat; response to salt stress. The transcript is spliced from 3 exons. The record is from RefSeq and is a predicted model, not a curated record.